GUCACCAGAAGCCUUUCACUCACUCAUACACACUUACAUACACUCACACUUACAUACACACCUGCUGCUUCUAAAGAGGUUGGGUAGCCUGCCUACUGCCUCUUGUUUUCCCUAAGGACUCAUAAGCAACAAGACAAGCACUCCAAUGAUGGCAGACCAUGGUGACCCGUGCGGAGCAGCGGAGGCAUCGUACUGCAUGAAUGGGGGCUCCUGCUACAAGAUCCCCACCGUGUCCACACCCACCUGUGUGUGCAGUGUGAAUUACCAGGGGAGCCGCUGUGAAGAGUUCCAGCUGCCCAGUACUGGCUCGGACGGCACGGAGGCAGGCAUGAUCGCAGGCGUGGUCAUCAUCAUACUGAUCUUCAUCGCUCUCAUGUCCGCCGUCAUCUACUACGGCUGCAAGCUGAAGAAGAGCAAAGAGCCAAAGCAGCCCAAGACAGAGGAGUAUUGGAAGAUCCCUGCCAGAGCAUCGAGUGUAUGACACCAGCCAUAGCCUCCGUGUAGGGUGGUGCUGGACACACACACACACACACACACACACACACACACACACACACACACACACACACACACACACACACACACACACACACACACACACACACACACACACACACACACACACACACACACACACACACACACCAGAUCUAUGGCAAGCUUCUCUCAUACCAAGGUGCCUCUAACUGUCUGGCCACAAUGGAGAUGAAUUCAUGCUAUUUUUAUGAAUGAAUUUAUACAGCAUACUUAUUUUUCUUAAUAAUUACUAAUCUAAUGGUGCAGCCAACAGUAGAGUGACAGUGGAUGAAGGGGCCUUUGAUCUAUUGGCAUUAAUUUGCCUGUUUUGGGCCCACCCAUGGACAUCUUUGUCUUAACCUUAAAACAUAAAAAAAUGACUAUUCACAUUUCAAAAACAGCUAUUUAAUGUUAACCUUAACACAGUCCCAUGACAAGCAUAUUGCUAAGAAGGACUAAAUAUUAUUUAUGCUAUGAACUGCAUUGCAUUUGGCGAAUGUUGUUUUGCUUGAAUGCAUCUUAUUUGUAAAUAGCAUGGAGGUGCAAGAGCCACUGUGUAUAUACAAGUACUUUAGAAUAGAAUGUGACAUUUGGUGCUGAGUGCUGAAGAAAUGGGCUGUAAAAACAAUGCUUACAUUCAGCUGGCCAAGUUACAAGCAUAUUUAAGCAGAUGAAAUUAUAUUUUUAUUUUUUGCUGUGUGUUAAAUAAAAACUUUUAUAAAGAUUGAUCAAAAAACUACAUUUGCCCCAAAGUGUUUAUAGAUGAAGAAUAUAUACUACAUAGUUUUAUUGCUACAUAGUCUAUGAACUACAAUUAUUAUAGUUUAUGAAGUUGAGAGAGAAUCCCCAGACCGACAGAUUAAGGGUAUUUUCAAAUAUACAGUCCCCUUUAAGUGAACUGAACUCAAUCCUUUGUAAGUGAACCGAAAAGUGAACUGAAAAGUGAACAGAAAAAGAGUUUGUCUUCAUACUUGCUACGUGUACAUGAGACAUGUAAUUCGAAAUUAACUGACUUUAAUUCUGAUUAAAGCUUAAUUACGCAUUGAAAACAUCAUAUAACACCUCUUAAUUCUGAAUUAAAGGACAGAUCAAAGCAAACAUGUUUUUAAUUCCGUGGGGUCACUCUGGGUACACUUUGGAGCGUUGACGUAUAUGCACAGAAACUGCUGAGUCGCAGGUCUGAGUUCGCUUAAAUGGCUGACAGGGACCAAGUGUGAAAGGGUCCUAGGAGACUCGAACAUCGUCCCAUUAUAUUACUUUACUACGAUUUCCUGUGCUAGUCACCGUGUUGGCCAAGAGUAGGGUAGCCAGGUGACAGAAGAGAGAAUAUAGGACGAAAGUAACAUCUUCAAUGACCGCCAGACAGGGGAGAGCUUCAGAAUGAGAGGAAUGUGGAACUGUUAUGAUGUGGGCAUGUUACAUCAGAGAGUACAUUGCAUUCAUUUUUGUAUAGUUUAUUUAUAGUAGUAUAUGUAUAGUGCAUGUGUAUGUAUGUAUGUAUGUAUGUAUGUAUGUAUAACUUUAGUAUAUAUGUUUAGUAUGGUAAUUGUAGUACAUGAUGCUUCCCUUCAAAAGCGCUGCAUAGUUUUUAUGUGCAUUAGAGGGAGAGUUGUAUAGAAUGUAUUUACAGUAUUGACGGACCCUAUUUGUAAUAAAAUGAAAUUUGUGGGCAGUGGUGAUGCUUGAUUCUUUUCAUUGUAUUCCUACACUUC
Molecule: messenger RNA, 2228 nt
Organism: Engraulis encrasicolus (European anchovy)
Lineage: Eukaryota; Metazoa; Chordata; Actinopteri; Clupeiformes; Engraulidae
Product: pro-neuregulin-4, membrane-bound isoform-like
Exons: 5
Coding region: 146-481 (111 amino acids)
Biological process (GO): positive regulation of mitotic nuclear division; positive regulation of cell population proliferation; epidermal growth factor receptor signaling pathway
Molecular function (GO): epidermal growth factor receptor binding; growth factor activity
Source: RefSeq, a predicted model, not a curated record